CCCGUCCGGGUGGUACCACUUAGCGUUAGCAAAGCGGGAACAUUCGUUCCGGGCAUCACAGCGCAUGCUCAGAAACAAACAACAAGCAUGGAGGAUCUAAGGCGCUAAAGAUUUUACUAUCAAUCUACUCGUCUCGUACAGAGCACAAAUAAAGUGAAGAUGAUACGCAGAUCAAGAAUCAGCGUCCGGCCCAAUGUAAAGCCAGCAGGCCGAGCUCUGACAGGCUCUUCUGAUGCAUCUCUAAAUAAAACUCAGCCUCCCCAGACUGCUGACUCCACCCCAUCAGAGGGGUCAGGGGUCACAGUAGAUCAGGUUAAGACUGAUGCGCACCCCUCAGCAACAGAGCCGACCAAUGCGAAAGCAGCUAUAAGCAGCAGCCAUGAGGUGGAAUCCACUAGCCACGGAGAAGAUGCUGCAACUAAAACUAGUGAUGCCCAAGCUGCAACAAGCACCUCUUUGUCGUCCGGCCCACAAAGAAGAAAACGCUUAACUGCUUUGCCCAACCUCGCCAAACCUCGAGCCUCUGCAGCCUCCACCAAGACUCCAAAGUCUCCAUCCAAGUCCACUCUCAAACCAGUAACACCCAGUGAAUCUGAAAAAUCCAGCGUUGAAGAGCUUGCCUCUGUGACGCCUUUGGUUAAGGAGCCUGUCCCCAAUUUCAAGGCUCCUGGAAGACCUAGACCUUCUGGAGGGAGCAGGCAACCCAAAGCUCAGCCCACACCUGCAGCCCCACCUCAGACUGAAAUAGUGGAGGAGACAAAAGGGGGAGGACCAUCAGAGAAAACCAUUGGGCAUGUGUCUCAGCAUCCUCUUGAAACAUCCCAACCCGAUUCUGGAUUGCUUCAUGAAAACCCUCCGGAGUGUCCAAGCCCUUCUGCUUUGACCGACACGGCUGUUCGACCGGAAAACCGUUCUGGACUUGAUCCUAAGCAAAGCCAGUCUGAUCCAUUAAUAGAAAAACUUGAAAGGCUUAAAUCGUCUUCAAAGGUCAUCAAAUCUUUGACAGCUUUAAAUGACCCUGCAGACUUGAUCAGGUUGGCCAGGGCUCGGAAACUUAGAGAGCUUCUUAAAAUGGAGAUGAGCAAAAGCAAGGAAGACAAGAAGAAACCCAAAAUUGGAGUCAAAGGACGAAAGGCACCAAAAGAUCACACCAAAAUGACCAUGAAAGAACUGAUCUAUUACUUACCUGUGUCCAACCCAAUGAAGUCUUUCACAGAGGAGGAGGAGAUAGUGUCUGAGAUAGUGUUACCUAACUCUCCUACACCAACUUCUUCUAAGCCAUCAACUGGUCCAACAGUUCAAGAAAUCGUGGCUCGAGAUGCUGGUCAUGAGGAAGAGGAAGAGCGAGUGGAGGAAAGUCUUCCAGAGGAGGAAGAGCCUCUGAUGGUACCCAGGGUGAAAGUAGCAGAAGAUGGAUCUUUGAUUAUAGAUGAAGAGAGUUUAACAGUCCAGGUGUCCAGGACUAAUGGACCUAAUCCAGCCGAGGACAGAGAUCCUAUAUUUGAACGUGGUUCUACUACCACCUACUCCAGCUUUAGGAAGGGCACCUACACCAAACCCUGGUCCAGUGGAGAGACUGAUAUGUUUUAUUUGGCCAUCAGCAUGGUAGGAACGGACUUUUCCAUGAUUGGUCAACUUUUUCCACACCGGGAUCGUGUAGAGAUUAAGAACAAGUUUAAGAAAGAGGAGAGAGCCAACUCAUGGAGGAUAGACAAAGCUUUCAAGGAAAAGAGACGUUUGGAUCUGGACUUCUUCAAAACAUUAAUGGAGCAGAUUUUAGAAGCUGAGAAGACGAAAAAAACCAAGAACAAGGAGCUUGGAAAGUUGGCUAAAGUGCAAAGGCCCCGAAGAAAACCAAAAGUGGCUAAAAGAAAGGAAAUGGGGUCUUCUGAUGGUUCGGACAGCGAUGAGGAGGCGGGAGAAAAGGAAAACGAAGACCUCUGGAAUGACGGAGAGGAUGCUACUGCUCCAAAGAAACGCAGAGGAGGGGCGGAGCAAUCACAUAUUAGGAGCGAUGGGAAGGAUGCCGAUGAUUCUCAUGAUUGUGAAAAUGAAGUUUCUGAUGCUCCAUCUUUAGAUGACAGCAGGUUAAAGGAAUCUGAUUUAUCAGAGAAUGUGAGCAAGAGUCCGGCCAUUAAACCGGCUCAGCUCAAGGGUCGACCCCAAAGACCGACUCCGACCCUCAGUCAGAGGUGGGGAAAUAGACGCCCAGCCGGAGAAGAAACUAAAAAGUCUCCCAAGGUCACACCAAUGCCAGUACAAGCGAGGGAAAAGAAACAGUCCAGUAUUCUCCAUGAACUGGAAGAUUUUGAGGAAGAACCUGACCUCACUGCUGUACAGGAACAAAUCUUUAAUAAACCAACCAGGUCUGGUCGCAUCCCUAAACUUUCUCAGCACGUGAUACAAGCAGCUGAAGAGGAAGAUGAAGAAGAGCUGUCUGAUCUGCCAUUAACAUCUCAAGUUUCUGAUCAAAGCUCCCGGAGGGCCAAACUGAAGCCUGGCCCAAGUGUGACACAAGGGAUGACGCGGAGGGGAAAAUCAAAACUGGUGACCUUACGAGCGUCUGUAGCUGAAGAUGAUGAUGAUGAAGAGGAAACAGGCGACUGUGUCCUGAUCCAUGAAGACCCAGAAGAGGAAAACCAGCCUUUUGUGCCAAUGAGCCUUCGCUCUCCACCUCCAGUGAAUUCAGAAGUGGUUGAAACCAUGGAGGAGCUGGACAUCUCUAUGAAUGUUACCGAUAUCCUGGACACUUCCCAGCAUGCUUUGUGCCCUGAUUUGUCCUGUGAGCAGGCUGAAAUGCCUGCUGGUUCUGUCCCCUGUGAGCACCAGUUGGACCUGCUUGUUGAUGUCAUUGAGUUUCUUGACCCAGAUCACAUGGAAGUGUGUAAGCAGAUCAACAAUGAAGCCGCCCAGACUCUUCUGACCAUUGGGAACUCAGCUCUGACUCAGACUGCAGAAAUGUCCUGCACAGGUGAAAAUUAUAUUGGUGAGCAAUCAUUAAAUAUCAUCCAGGAAGAGGUUGUCCAUGAGGAAGUUAUAACAGAAACAAUAGAAGUUCAAGCUGAUACCUCAACAGUGAUGUCUGGUACUUCAGUAAGUUGUGAGCCGGAAACAAAAAGUGACCUUGAUCCAUCAAGCAAAGGGAGUCCUGACGAAACCUCCACCACGACAGCACAGCCAAUCAGCAUAGAGACAACAAAUGAUGUAUCCACCCAAGACGAAAUGCAGAACUUGGGUCGUUCCGCCAGUGAUCUAUCCUCGAGAAGGAGCCGGUUCUCUAAACCCAAGCCCAAUGUUGGCCAAGGUUUGAGAACCAGACGAGCACAGAAGCAGCAAGACCCUCAGGAACUUCAUUCUGUGCAGAGCUCCAGUGAUCUAACUUUAACAAAAGAGGAUCAAAAUCCAACAGAACCCACACCACAAGACUCCAUUACUGUCACGCAGCCAGAUACAUCAUCUAAACAAAGACAAGACAGUCGUGACGCCAUCUCUGAAAAAGUGAUUGACGAAGAUAGUGGAUCUGUCCCAUCACUUAAGAGAAAGAGGGACGAUAUAAUCACAGAGGAAUGUGCGAAAAAAGAUAGACGAGAGAUGGAAGAGGCGGGGCCAGAGACACUGCAGACAAACAGUGUGAGUGUGCCACAGGAGGAAUCAGAUGAGUCCUCUAAACCUGUCAGGAGGUAUCGCGGACCCAAACCUAAACCUAACCUGGCUCGUACAUCUAGACCCCCACACACCCAGACCCAGCAGAACACAACAUUAACCACACCAGUACCAAAAGAAAGCUCACCAGCUGCCGAGUUCUCCACAAGCACUUUCACAUCAACUGAAAGCCCUGAAGAGGGCGCUGUAGUUCCCACAGGAUCUGAUGUUUCCCAAAGGCCAUCUCAACAAGAGACCGUUUCAACAAACAUAAAAUCAGUUAAGGAAGUCACACCCCAAGUUGCUGAAGAUGAGUUGAAACAGAGAACUGCGGUAAGGUUAGAAGAAAGCACUAGAAGUACUUCUGAUGAAAGCUCCACGAAACUUCCUGUUGGUGUACUGCAGGACACAUCUGCUGACCCCACCGCUGAUGAACCGGUGUUUAUACUCUCUCUCACUGAAAUCCCACCCACCUUUGAUGAGGGGACGGCCUUUGGGACAGAGUCAAAAUUACUUUCUCAAAGUCAAAGUGUUAAUGAGAGCAGGGAGCCAAGUCAUCAUCUGAUCACGGAUGCUUUAGUUCUUGUGGAAGAGGAAAGAGGGGAGGGGGACGGGGACAAAACAAGGAAAAGGGAUUUGAAUUGUAAGGCAUCAGCCUCAAGAUCUCCGAAGAGUGCCAAUACAGAAAGCAAGACAGAACGUGAUGUGGAAGUACUGGCAAACCCUGUAGCAGAGAGGACUAAGGAGGAACAUCUGGAAAAGAAAAGAGAACUUCCUGAGAGAGCCAGAAGAGCAAAACUGCAGGUUAAACCCAACCCAGUCACAAAAAGAAACACAAAAAGAGCGGCCCAUGCUAACGGGGAGACACCAAGGGUCUCUUUAGAAGAUACUACUUCAGUACCCAUUUCAACACUAUGUAGCGAAAAGACCAUAUCAGCACAAGAACAAAAUGUCCAAGCCACCAUUUCAACAACGGUAAACUCGGACAGUUUAACAUCAGCAGUCAUUUCAGAUGGAGAAACAAUUACUUUGUCGAGUGAUGUUCGAGCACCUCCAUCUCAGUCCUCCUCAGAUACCAAAAGUCCGCCUCAACUUGCCAGUCAAGAUAUUACUGCUGAGAAGUGUGCCCAUGUCGACCCCUCCCAAUGCAUUAUGGGACAGGUAGACCUUGCAGAUAAAGUAGGAUCGAUGGAGGCUAGUGGGUCAGAUGUCAAUCAAAUUACACCUGUUGCCACAAGCGGGCCACUUACAAGACCUGGUAGAAGACCCAAGGGUUUCCUGUCUUUCAUCACCCCCAAGAAUACACAAGGGCCCCCAGGAACUCAUCGAGGGGCUAAGACAGGCCCCCAGAAACCAGUGGUCAAUACCACACGCCCAGAGAGGAAACGAGUAGCGGCCAGCCCUGUUACUUUGGCAAUAAACCCUGAAGCGAAGCGACCCUCAACAGCCUCUGCUUCCACCAUUGAGCAGAAUUCAGAAGAAGAGCCCACCAGUGUCUCCAACUACUUCUUUAGUGAUAUCUUCACUGAAGUUGAUGAACUAGAAGACAUGGAUUGACAAAAGCAAGUGGAUGGAAGAAGGAAUGUGAUAUAACCUAUUAAUCAAAUACAAACACUUUGUACUUGUUAGAAUUGUAAAUAUAAGUAAACUUUAUCUAGAGAUAUUAGAGGAAUCGACUGAAGAAGAUACAGUCAAAGCGUUUACCUCACAUUAAGGAUCAGACUUAGUUUGAUUUUAAGGAUUUAAAUUAUUUAUUUUAAAAGUAUUCAAACAAAGUGAAAAGUUUUUGGUAAAUGUCCCAGUUGCACUGCACUUAAUGUAAAGUUACAAUAAGUUUCAUGUCUGAUCUCAGCAUAACUGUGAAUUUUGUGACUGUUCUUUGUAUUGUUUUAGUUUAGUUAAGAACCAGUAAAUUACAAGAUUACCCUACUAUUUUUCUACAUGUUCACAUUCAAGUAUUUGUUUUUCUUUAGAACUUUUAAAUGCCUUUAA
Misgurnus anguillicaudatus (oriental weatherfish) is the source of this 5634-nucleotide messenger RNA. RefSeq lists its product as uncharacterized. Lineage: Eukaryota; Metazoa; Chordata; Actinopteri; Cypriniformes; Cobitidae. Gene Ontology annotation, cellular component: transcription factor TFIIIB complex. Gene Ontology annotation, molecular function: TFIIIC-class transcription factor complex binding. Gene Ontology annotation, biological process: RNA polymerase III preinitiation complex assembly. The record is from RefSeq and is a predicted model, not a curated record.